AUGGAGACGUGCCCAUGGGUGCCCCUGGUCCCCCAGGUAUCAAAGGGACCCCAGGACCUCCAGGGGACCCUGGUCUUGAGGGAGCUGAGGGUGAAACUGGACUCCCAGGGUUUUAUGGAGAAGUUGGUGAUCCAGGUCGCAAAGGAGAAAAAGGUGGAAAGGGAGAGGCCGGUGAUAAAGGCCCUAAAGGCUAUGGACCACCAGGACACCCAGGAGAUCAGGGCUCAAAAGGUCAGCGUGGACGUCCUGGUCGGGCAUUCAAUGGUCAGCCUGGGAAGCCCGGUGAGAGAGGUCAUGUGGGCCGUCCGGGACUCAGGGGUCAUGCUGGUCUUCGUGGGCCUCCGGGGAUCUGCAUCACUUCAGGCUGCGCUGCUUUGA
Molecule: messenger RNA, 378 nt
Organism: Knipowitschia caucasica
Lineage: Eukaryota; Metazoa; Chordata; Actinopteri; Gobiiformes; Gobiidae
Source: the annotation of a GenBank genome assembly